GCCACCAGCAUCUCGACGAGUAGCUAGAACGCAAGCAAUUCCCCUACCAGUCUACCACAUACACGUCCUAAUUCAGCCGGGCAAAUACAAUGUCGGCUAUUUCAAAGAGCAAGGACUCCGAGAAGACAUCCUGGCCCCUAGGACGUCUGCCAAAGAGACAGCUUCUGCAACAAGACUGGUUGCUGCGAUGUCGCACCAUGCAGGCCUGAGCCACCACCAUGCACCUUCCAGGCCUAUCACCCACCAGUGAUUGAGACCAUAUUGCACAACCAUUCAGGACUGUCCUGCAGCCUAAUAAGUAUUGGAAGAUGCGCCUCAUCUCGUCCGACCAAAUCCAAACUUCAGCCGCAUAAUUCCUUCGAUGUCCAUGUUUUAUGGUCAUCAAUGUCAUUGCUAAGCAAUCGACCAUGCAAGCAACAGAAUGGCGCCUUAUCUCGCGCCUAAUGAUGGACGGCUAACCUCAAUGAAAGCCCUCUUUCGGUCACGUCGUUCGUCGCCACUGACUUCGACGCAUUUGUCAUCGCUAGAACCAUCAGAUACUGGUCAACCCGUGCAGGAGGACGAGCCUGCCGGUCCUUUGACCGCAUCUACAGUGCCUACAGUCUCGACAUCGAAUCAAGCUCGGCAUCAGACUCUAUCGGUCCGCUCGCCACCUGCGGCAUCAAAAUCUACGUCGCCCGCCUUGCAGCCACCGCCUUCGCCUCAUGAACAGGCCAGUGGCGCAUCGACAAAACCGUCCGAAACUACACAGCGGGAUCUUUGGAGCAGAGCAGCAGAGACCAUUGACCCGCAAGUUCUGAAGAAAUGGCUGUUAUCCGAUUCAAGCCUGCGUGCUACUGCCGAAGCCCAGAGGGUGGCGGAAGUGUUAGAGUCGGCCAGAGAACGAGCACGAUUACAGCAGAGGAAAGCCUGGAAACGACGAUGGUCAUCCUUAGUUAGCUCAAUAUCAACAUUCAACUCCCUCGUCGACGCAGGGCUUCAAUUCGACCCGAUCGGUUAUGGAGCGCUUGCAUGGUCAAUCGUCUCAUUCGGCCUUGAAGCUGCCGUUAGCAACAAAGAGAUCGACGACGACCUUGUGGAAAGCUGUGAAUACAUUCGUGCCACGAUCGAUGAGUAUUCCAUAUAUGAAGCUCGUUACCUCGGGCCUCAGGCUCAGUCCAAAGGGCGUAAGGCCCUCGAGAAUUGUAUAGUGGACGUGUACAUGGCUGUUAUCGCAUACGCAGCAGAGAUGAACUAUUACAUCCAAAACAGGGCAGACCGAGUUGUGAAAGCUAUGAACGGCUCCUCGGACUCGUCUUUUGUCGAAUACAAAGCCGUCAUUGAGAAGAGAACAGCCGCUGCUCUCACCAUCAUUGAUGAUAUCCGAAACGAGCUUUCUGAGUCUCGUUUGAAGGAGAUACAGUCCGGCAUAGAUGCCAUCCUUGCGAAAGCCAAUGAUUUCUCCAAGAUCGUGGACUUCGUCGGCAAGCAGGAGAGAGAGAAUAUGCUAUCCUGGAUCUCUGUUCUGGAUAUGGAUACAGUCCAUGUAACUCAACGUGACAAAGCAGAAGCCCCUGAUCGUCAUAAUCCUGGAGGCUGGAUAUUGAGCCAUAAUGAAUAUUUGAAGUGGGACUGCGCAGACGAAACAGCGUCACUCUGGCUCACUAGUGGAGUUGGCACUGGCAAGACAAUCUCCACCUCUACAGUCAUUGAGGAACACAGAAAAGACAGCUCGGGACACUUGGCCUACUUCUACUGCUCUGGUGCUCCUGGAAAUGAUGCGAGUGCUAUGACAGCUGAGAAUAUACUGAAGUGUCUUCUAAGGCAGUUUGCUACAUGCUCAGAAAGAUUCUUUUCUUUGGUUGCGAAAAAGUGGAAAGAAUCGGAGUCUCGUGGUCUCAAGGCCUUGACUCGACUGGAGGUCCUGAAACUCCUGGGCGGUAUCAUCGAAGACGAGCAGACUCUCCAGGCAACGCUCAUCGUCGAUGGUCUUGAUGAACUCGAUGCAGAUACUUUGAGAACACUCCUCAACUCCCUCGCCACACUGCUAGAGGCGAAAUGUGGCAUCUUGAAGGUCUUCGCUUCCAGCCGAUGGGUUCAACGCAUUGAGGAUAUAUUUUCUGCAGGAUUCUGCAUCAACGACAUCGCAGCCAAAACCCGUGGCGAUUUGACCCUCUACGUCGAGUCUGCCGUGAAUGCUGAAACGAGGGAGAAGAAUUUAGGAAAUGGAUUCAUUGACGAUAUCAAGAGGACGCUCCUCGAGAGAGCGAAUGGCAUGUUCAGAUACACCGAGCUUGCGAUCAAGUACAUAUUCGGAGCGACGACUAAACGCAUUCGUGAAAGGCUGGAGAGUCCCUUCCUUUUCCAUCGAGCGGCGACGCUGUCUUGCGACCAAUACAAAGGAGAUCCCGUCGACCAGCUCCUUGCCCGUCGUGUCAUCAAAUGGCUUCUGCACCAAUUCUUGCCGUUGACUGACAGGGCAUUGCUCAAAGCGAUAUCGUUUGGUGUCGACGAUGAGAUAAGCUUGAAGCUUCAGAGUUCGGACAUUGGGAUCGACGAGGUUAAAGCUGCUUGUCACCAUCUUGUCAUCCACAAUCCUAAAUUCCACCGCUUCGAAUUCGGCCACGUUUCUGUGGUGGAGUUCUUCCAGUGGAAGAGCUCUCCAGCUCUCGGCGACUUGGAGGCACAUUCUACGAUGGCCGCGUCUUGCCUGUCAUUUCUGGCACUUCAAGAUUCCUCAGACGAACAGAUUUCUCGGUAUCGUGCAUUAGCGGCAACGAUGUAUCCUUCGAUUCCUUAUCAUGAUAAAGGCACUUUCGAACGUUACGCUAUUCUGAGCUGGAUCUGGCACUGGCGGGAAGCGCAGCACACUCCUUCCGCUGCUCUUCAGGAUCUGUUUGACGGAUUCUGGUUUUACAAGAGUCGCCUUCAAGCUUGCAUCGAAGCCAUCGAUUCUUUUAGCAGCACCCUGGAGUUCAUGGCACACCCGGAUGGUAUUGGUCACCACAGACUGACUCAGAACUCGUGGUGUUAUCUGCUUCGAGUUCUCAUGCAGUGGAAAAGCAACCGCUUGGCCCAGCGAUGGUUUUUGGUUUGUGCGCAAGAUCUUUCCAGUGUUGCCGAUGACAUUUUUCUGAGAGUCCCUGCCGAUGCAGGCUCGUUGUUGUUUGUGGCGGGCAUCAAACUGGCUGUGACAUUUGGCAGUACGCGCCUCUUAGAGUUGACCAAUUCGAAAUAUUUCGCAUUCUCGAAGCUUCACGACUCUGGGACGUCGCUGCUACACCACGCGGCAAACUUACGAAACGCACAGUCUAUUCAAAAAUGCCUCGAGUUGUUUCCGGACGCAGUCAAUCUGUGCCCCUCAGGGGCUCUCAAAGAUGAAUGGGUUACCGUCCCGUUCCUCAUGGCGCUACGACCAGAAAGCAGAUCAGAAGAAACAGAUUCGACAUCUCUGGAACUCUUCCUGAAAAAUCCCAAGCUCGACCUUGGAGCAUCGGAUAAGCAAGGCCGCACGGCACUGCAUUAUUCGUUACCCAAGGGGCUCGAUCGUGUUAUACUCAAUCUUGCGCUAGAAAGAGAUCCAAGAGCCACCUUCCGCUGGGACAUCAAUGGCCGAAACUUCAUGAAGAUCGCCUUCCGUCACCACCCACAAACGCUAGCGAGCGUGCAGGCUCACUAUGCAGCGUACGACCUGCACAGCGCAGCACGGACCAGAGACAUCGGCGCUUUAGACAAGGCCCUUCUCAAACUACACAACGAAAAGGGGACUGCAGCGCAUCAAGACCUCCUCCAAGCUUUGCUUUCCGCAACGGAGUAUGGAACCGUAGAAUGCAUGAAGAUGAUACUGGGAAGCCCGCAUGUGGAUGUCAAUGACCAAGACGAGUACGGUUUCUCUGCUCUCAUGGUUGCAAGCCGGAAUGGAAAGUAUCAUGCGGUCCUGGAGUUGCGCUCCCGAGGUGCAAAUGUAGUCCUGGAGACUCCCGCCGGACGAAACGCCCUGGCCUUUGCCUUCCAAGCGAUCGACUUGCGAUCAGGCCUUUGUGGAGACCGGGCUCUGGCCCUCCUGAAAGCACUUCUCAUCCCCAUGACUCAAAGUCCACUCAACAUCAACCACAGAGACUCAAAGGGCGGCAGGACCGUCCUGCACUACGCAUGUGAACGUGGUGUGGAGAGCUACUUCGGCUGGGCACGCGCUGCCGAAUUAGAUACUCAUCGCAGAAUUGACGUUCGUUGCAAGCUUCUUCGCGAGAUUCUGUCCCACAAGCCAGACAUCAACAUCCGGGAUCGAAACGGGGAGACGGCUCGAGACGUCGCUGAAGGAAAUGCACUUUUUGAGCUUGUGAACUUGCUGGAUCGUGCAAACAUUUCAUCGAGUCAAUCUUCUGAUUAUUCGAGCAAUGCCGAAGAAUUUGCAACGCCCGCAGCGAGCCACGACAGGUUAGACAUCGGGAGCUUCUUCUCUUUCGAGUCCUUCGAUGACCUGUGUUGGGGACUUGCUCGCAUCGGACCUAGUUAUACUCAGGUUCUCCUUCUUGAUGAUAUAUCUUAG
Molecule: messenger RNA, 4528 nt
Organism: Exophiala viscosa
Lineage: Eukaryota; Fungi; Ascomycota; Eurotiomycetes; Chaetothyriales; Herpotrichiellaceae
Exons: 5
Coding region: 422-4528 (1368 amino acids)
Molecular function (GO): protein binding
Source: RefSeq, a predicted model, not a curated record